UGUGUUUUUGAAAGCUAACCUAUGUUUUAAAGUUUUCUCACGAUUUUUAUGCACUUUUAUUUAUCUGGGACGAUAAAAUGACAAUAUUUGGAACAUAAUUAAUAAAAUUAAGCAUGAUGGAAGUCGAAGGAUAUCCAGGGCUUAUUAAAACUAUACACGAAGGGGAAGAAAUUGAAGAUUUUUCGGAAGAAUCUGAUGUUGAGCAGGAGUAUCAACCGUCCAAGCAGAAAGUGAAGAGAAAAGCAGAUUUUGAUCCCAAAUUUAAAUUUGUAUCCUCAGUUGAAGAAUAUAACAAGAAUACAUGGGACGACUUACAAAAGUACAUAAAGAGAAAUGUGAAACAGACUCUUGAUGAGAAGAUAGCUAAACGUAGGGCACAGGUUCAAGUUGAUGGUGCUGAUCUUGACACCGAUUCAGAGGUUGAAGAUCAAGGUAGUGACGAACUAGAGAUAUCAGAUGAUGAACUAAAGAAGGACGAAAUCAAAACUAAGGAAAAGAAAUUGGGUAAAAAACAGAAACUGAAACAGGAAUUAAAAGAAGAAGAAUCACAAGGCGCAACAGUGCAAUAUGAUGGUGAUUUCUUUGAAGACCCUCCGCCAUAUGAUGAAAAUGCAUCCUUCUAUAUGAUGAAUCUAUCCCGACCAUUGCUUAAAGCAAUUGGCACACUUAAUUAUGUACAUCCAACACCGAUACAGGCUGCAACUAUUCCUAUAGGACUAUUAGGUAAAGACAUAUGCGCGUGCGCAGCUACUGGUACAGGUAAAACGGCUGCAUACAUGUUACCUAUUUUGGAGCGACUUCUCUAUAAGACUGUGGGAGACAGAAUUACAAGGGUGCUUGUACUCGUUCCAACGAGAGAAUUGGGUGCUCAGGUACACACAGUGACGCGACAACUUACGCAGUUCACAUCGGUGACUGUGGGACUGUCUGUUGGUGGUUUAGACGUGAAAUAUCAAGAAAGUGUAUUACGUCGUAAUCCAGAUAUUGUAAUAGCGACGCCCGGUCGGUUGAUUGACCACAUAAGAAAUACACCAUCUUUUGGUUUGCAUUCUAUAGAAGUGCUGGUUUUGGAUGAAGCUGAUAGGAUGUUAGACGAAUACUUCGCUGAACAAAUGAAGGAAAUCAUUCGCCAAUGUUCACCAAAGCGACAGACCAUGUUGUUCUCGGCCACCAUGAGCGAGGAGGUCAAAGACUUGGCUGCGGUGUCUCUGAACAAACCGGUGAAAUUGUUCCUUGACUCUAAUAAAGAUGUCGCUUUCAAUUUGAGGCAGGAGUUUGUUCGUAUUCGUAAAGAGCGUGAAUCGGAUCGGGAAGCUAUACUUGCAGCGCUAGUGUGUCGGACGUUCAGAGAUAGAGCGGUGAUCUUCGUGCAGACUAAGAAGCAAGCGCAUAGGCUUCAUGUUGCCUUGGGAUUGCUUGGUGUUAAGGUAGCAGAACUCCACGGAGCUCUCAACCAGCCCCAACGUCUAGAUUCCCUCAAGCGGUUCAAAGAUGAGCUCGUGGAAGUGUUGGUAGCAACUGAUGUAGCAGCCAGAGGUCUGGAUAUCCCGGGGGUGAAGACGGUUAUCAAUUUUACCUUACCAGCUACGUUGGAGCAUUAUAUUCAUAGGGUGGGUAGAACAGCACGUGCAGGCCGUGCGGGCGUGUCCGUAUCGCUAGCGGGCGAAGGCGAACGUGCGCUAGUCAAAGCGAUAGUGAAGCGAGCGAAACGACCGGUCAAGUCGCGCCAAGUGCCACCAGAUAUAGUGGCCAAGUAUCGGGACAGGAUGGCCAAGUUGGAGCCGGAGAUUGCGGCAAUCCUCAACGAAGAGUACGCAGAGAAACAGUUAAAGAAAAUGGAGAAGCAGACAGAGAAGCUGGAAGGAGCUAUAAAGAAGGAGAAGCCGAAAGACGGGCCAAAAAUAGAGCCUCAGAGGAGAAGGGAGUGGUUCCAAACGCCAAAAGAGAAACGGGAGGAAAAAGAACGGCUGACGCUUACAAAACAUAUGGGAAAAGAUACACAAAAGGGUAAAGGCAAGAAGCGCAGACAUGACGAUGACUCGGAUGAUGACAGUCCCAAAAAGAAAAAGAGACAAACCAAACACACGCCUAAAGAUACGGCAGAAGAACGAGUACAAAGGGAAAUGGAGAAGGUUGCACUGCUACAAUCGAGAAUGGCGAAACGCAAGAAGAAACAGCCUAGAAUACGAGCGGUGGAAGACGACGACGACCGGCCAAGACAGAACAAAAAACAAGGCAAGCCCAAAAAGAAACAGAGCAAUUUUGCCAACGACCUUACAGACACGUCAAAGGCGUCAACCAAACGCUUACGUUAUGACGCUAAUAGAGUACAAAAGGGAAAACCUUUGCAAAACGGGAAACCUAUGCAAAAGGGAAAAGGAAAUGGUCCCAAAGGAAAGAAUAAACCGAAAGGCAAAAGUUUUGGUAAACCUCAAGGACCGAAACAGGGAGGGAAAAGAAAAUAAAGUAUUUUUUCGUAUUGA
Colias croceus (clouded yellow) is the source of this 2483-nucleotide messenger RNA. It is a transcript of the gene Rs1, whose product is annotated as probable ATP-dependent RNA helicase DDX27. Gene Ontology annotation, molecular function: nucleic acid binding; RNA helicase activity; ATP binding. The transcript has 16 exons. The record is from RefSeq and is a predicted model, not a curated record. NCBI's taxonomy places the organism in Eukaryota, Metazoa, Arthropoda, Insecta, Lepidoptera, Pieridae. Bases 114 to 2465 code for a protein of 783 amino acids.